This is a messenger RNA of Torulaspora globosa, 1596 nucleotides long. It is a transcript of the gene SAL1, whose product is annotated as Ca(2+)-binding ATP:ADP antiporter SAL1. Gene Ontology annotation, biological process: transmembrane transport. The record is from RefSeq and is a predicted model, not a curated record. Gene Ontology annotation, molecular function: ATP transmembrane transporter activity; calcium ion binding. The coding region runs from base 1 to 1596 and encodes 531 amino acids. The transcript has a single exon. NCBI's taxonomy places the organism in Eukaryota, Fungi, Ascomycota, Saccharomycetes, Saccharomycetales, Saccharomycetaceae.
AUGGAUGAUCCCCGAAGAGAUCCGACUCAGAACUCUGACAAACGAUAUGAUCGAUAUGAGCAGCUCUUUAGGAAACUUGACGUCAAUGGAACUGGCAAAUUAGAUAUCCAGAGCUUGCAGAAGGCGUUGGAAAAGGAUGGGCAUCCGUUGAGAGAUAGUAACGAAGCUAUUAUGGUGCUAUUUAAUGCGAUGGACUGCGAUAAGGACUCUAUAGUGGAUCUCGAAGAUUUCAGCAAAUAUGCUUCAAUCGCAGAAUCACAGAUAGAGAAAGGAUUUAAAAGACUAGACUCAGAUCAUGAUGGUAAAGUGAAAUUGUCAGAGGUGUCGGAAUAUCUGUCGAAACUGGAUAAGGAUUGUUCGAAACCUAGACGGCUCGCCCAAUUGGAGAAUAACCUGGACGUAGAGAAGAAAGCGUCCAGAUUCAACACUUUCCUGAAGUGGGCAUUUUUGAAAAAACCAAAAGGUGAGGAUAAGACUCGGUAUAUCACCUAUGAUCAAUGGAGGGAUUUCCUUCUCCUGAUGCCUAGAAAGGAAGGCUCGAGAUUGCAUACUGCAUAUGCAUAUUAUUGCUAUUUCAAUGCCGAUGUAGAUCUGUCCUCCGAGGGUGACAUGACUUUGAUCAACGAUUUUAUCAAUGGGUUCGGUUACUUCAUAGCAGGAGGGCUCUCCGGAGUGACAUCGCGUACCUGUACCGCACCGCUAGAUCGACUGAAAGUCUUCCUCAUUGCAAGGACAGAUCUAUCAUCGACUCUACUCAACUCUAAAGAGUCUCUUCUGGCCAAGAAUCCAAACGCAAAUUUGGCGAAAAUAAGGUCGCCGAUCGUCAAGGCAAUCACCACACUUUAUAGACAGGGCGGUCUUAGAGCAUUUUACGUUGGAAACGGGCUGAAUGUGAUUAAGGUGUUUCCAGAAAGCUCCAUGAAAUUUGGAUCAUUCGAGCUGACGAAGAAGCUGAUGACAAAACUCGAGGGCUGUCGAGAAACAAGUGAACUCUCCAAGUUUUCCACCUAUAUUGCUGGUGGUAUGGCCGGAGUUGUCGCGCAGUUCUCUGUUUAUCCUAUUGACACUUUAAAAUUUAGGAUCCAAUGCGCACCCCUCGAUAACCAAGUGAAAGGCAAUAAACUGCUUUUGCAGACCGCUAAAGAUAUGUAUCAUGCCGGAGGGCUAAAGCUAUUCUACAGGGGGGUAACCGUAGGUGUUGUCGGGAUAUUUCCUUACGCUGCACUGGAUCUUGGAACAUUCUCUGCUCUGAAAAAAUGGUACAUUGCUAGAAAGGCGAAACAGUUGUCAAUUCCAGAGUCUGAAGUCUCCCUGAGCAACCUGGUCGUUCUGCCGAUGGGCGCCUUUAGCGGUACAGUUGGAGCCACCGCAGUGUAUCCAAUAAACUUGCUCCGGACUAGAUUACAAGCCCAAGGUACCUUUGCACAUCCAGCAACUUACACAGGUUUCAGGGAUGUCUUGAUGAAGACAAUUCAACGAGAGGGCUAUCCUGGUCUCUUUAAAGGUCUGGUACCGAACCUAGCAAAGGUCUGCCCUGCGGUUUCCAUCAGUUAUCUAUGUUACGAAAAUCUCAAGAGCCUGAUGAAGCUGGGAUGA